This is a messenger RNA of Camponotus floridanus (Florida carpenter ant), 2013 nucleotides long. RefSeq lists its product as uncharacterized. Lineage: Eukaryota; Metazoa; Arthropoda; Insecta; Hymenoptera; Formicidae. The transcript has 2 exons. The coding region runs from base 381 to 1979 and encodes 532 amino acids. The record is from RefSeq and is a predicted model, not a curated record.
AAGAAUCCAAUUACAAUAACCUUUUGCUGUCGUUAGAUAUUAAAUAGUGGUACUAAAUAAAUUUCUUUUUAAACAUUAGGAAUUUUCUAAUGAAUAAUCAAUUGGCAGUGUUUAAUUAUGUUAUCUUAUUGGAAAGGAAUAGAAACAACCAAUAAAGAGCGCAAAACUUAUAGCCCUAUUUAUUUUCAUUAGGUUCCUUUUUAUUUUUUAAUUUUGUAUUUUGAAUAUUUUAGACAUUUAUAUUGAAAGUUAGUAACGGAUAAAUUAUUUGGGAAUCUUUUAUCCAUAAUCAGUUUUGGACAUAUGUAACAAUUUUGCGCAACACAAUUUUACAAGUUAAUAAGAGGAACUUUUUAAUCAAAUACAUAUAAUUGUAAGCAAUGUUGACCUUUAUUGAAAAAAUCAUGGAACAUCGCAUCGAACAGAUACACAAAUCUGAAAUAACAAAAGAGGAAGAAACAAACACAAGCAAGAAUGCUGAUACUUUUCUCAUUGUUAGUGAAAGAUAUGAAGAAGUUCUAAAUUUAUCAAGAGAAGUAAUUUUGCUGUAUGAAGAAAGUAAAAUUCCCAAAACAGUUAAGAAAAUGAACAAUCAGCUGGAUGUCAAGAUGAAUAAUUUAUUUGAAAAUUUUGUAAUUGCUUCAACAGAAAUCAAAUGUGAUGAUAUUCUAGUUCUUGCAAUGGCUCAUAUUAAUUUGGGUUACAUAUAUCUUUACAAAGAAGAUAAUUUAAAUGUUGCUAAAGGUUAUCUUAUUAAAUGCACAGAGUUAUUGAAGGGAAAAGAGCUGCACUAUAAAUUUAUUUUGACAGCUAUCUAUGCACAUAUCUACCUACAUGAGAUUUGGAAAAAAUUACAACAGUUAGAGAAUUGUUCAUUACAGAAUUAUUCAUUAUUAGAUAAAGCAUUAGAACUAUAUUUAAGUUAUACAAAGGAAGAUGAUUACCCAGAUCCUCUUAAUGUAGAUAUCUUUUUAUUCAACAAAAAAAACUCUAAAAUUAAUCUGAUUAACAGUCAUAUAUUAACAUUGGAAUAUAUGGAAGAAUUAUAUUGCCUUCAACCUACAAAUAUGCACAAAUUUGUAAUAUAUAUUCAUAAUUUAUUGAAUGAGCAGCUGAAAACAAUAAAAGACUCGACUGAAAAUCAUAUGUUUUUAUAUUGGGCUGAAACCUCAGCUGAUUUAUCUAUUUACUUUUUGUAUUCUAAUCGCCUUAUGGAAGCUAAAAUUCAUAUUGCUGCUGCGGAAUAUGUGACAGUGAUGUAUUAUAUAUCGUUGAUAACAGAUCCAGAUGAUGCAAAAUCUCAAGAGAAAAUGUAUAACUAUCAUCUAGUCUAUAUGUCCAUUAAUCAACUUUGGGCAAUAUAUGGUAUUAUGCUUUUACGUUUAUCAAAAGAAAAAUUACUACAGCAUAAAAGUAAUAAAUCUUGUGAGGCAAAUAAUAUAGAAUCAGAAUGUCAUUUAAAAUUAGAGGAAGAAAUGAAACCUCUAACAUUUGUUGAUUUAGAAAAAGAUUUAAAAACCAUUAUUAAAUAUCACAUCACAGAUACAUAUGUAUCUGAUCUUGAUGAUAUAAAGAUAAUUUUUGCGAAUGUGAUAAAAUUGCUUAAUGUAGUAUACAUGCAUUUUAAAGAAAUAAAUAAAUUUAUACCUCAAAUGCAAAUAAUACUUUGCAUGUCCAAAGCAUACAAAUAUUAUGUAUAUUUUGAAGGAAGUAAAAGUAAACAGAUAAAAGUAAUUGAACAACAAAUAAAAAUGUUAGAUAGUUUUACUAAUACAUUAUCUUCAGAAUAUAAUGCAUUAGAAUAUCAUUAUCUUAAAAAACUUAAUUUUGAACUUGCAAUUGCUUAUUCCACACUCUUGAGUUUAAUGUCUGAAGAAUUAGAUGAAAUUGAAGAAAUUACUGAUGAAAUGAGAAACGAAAUGAAACAAUUAAUGACAAUUAUUAUACACUAUUUUAAUUUACUUACAAAUAAAUCUUAGAUCUUUUUGUAUAUUUGAAUUUUUAGAUUUCUGU